CACACUAUUACUCGGCUAGCUCUGUUUGCGCAAGAUGGCGAGGGCAUCGUCCGUGUCCAUGGGUGUGGUCGCCGCCGCGGCGGUGCUGGUGUUCCUGUGCGCGACCGCCGUGCCGGCCGCCGCCCAGGGCAAGAAGGGGCUGCCGAAGAACUCCCACGUGAUCCACCCGGGGGGGUUCGGGAGGAGGGACCAGGUGCUCUCCUGCGACGACACAAAGGACGGCAACAGCCCCUGCGUCGCCCACUGCGACAAGCGCUGCCCCAACGAGUGCGUCGUCAUGUGCCCAGGCUGCAAAACCUACUGCAUGUGCGACUUCUACCCGGGAGUAUCCUGCGGGGACCCGCGCUUCACGGGCGCUGAUGGCAACAACUUCUACUUCCACGGCAAAAAGGACCAGAGCUUUUGUGUGGUCUCCGACGCCGAUCUCCAGAUCAACGCCCACUUCAUCGGGAAGCGCAACCCCGCCAUGAGCCGCGACUUCACCUGGAUCCAGGCCCUCGGCAUCCGCUUCGCUGACCAUCGCCUCUACAUGGGCGCCCAGAAGACCGUCAAGUGGGACAGCAACAUCGACCGCCUCGAGCUGGCCUUCGACGACAUGCCCAUCGAAAUCCCCACCGCAAUCGACGCCCAGUGGCAGUCCACCACCGUGCCCGCAUUGACCAUCACAAGGAGUGCCGCAACUAACGGCAUCAGGGUCCAACUCAAGGGAGUGUUCGACAUCUUGGCCAAUGUGGUGCCCAUCACAGAGAAGGACUCCCGCAUCCACAACUACGGCGUAACCGAGGAUGACAGCCUCGCGCACUUCGACAUCGGCUUCAAGUUCCACAGCCUCACCGACGAUGUCCACGGUGUGCUUGGCCAAACCUACCGCACCGACUAUGUCAACAAGCUCAGUGUCAGCACCAACAUGCCAAUUAUGGGCGGCACCUCUACCUACGUCACCUCCGACAUCUUUUCCACCGACUGCAAGGUCGCCCGGUUUGGCCGUUCUUCUGGUAUCUCCAUGGUCACUGGCAUGGCCACUUAAGCACCAUAUCUCAACGGCUGGCUCUAAGUGUCUUAACAUGACAUCGUAGAGUUAGCCCAGGAAUAAUCAAUACCUAUCUUCGACAGGCCGGUACCAUCAUGAUACACACGAUCAUGUUAUCUUAAUACCCACAUAAGCAUGGUUUGUUCAAUUGAUAUUUAAAUGAAAUAAAAGUGUUCACGAA
This is a messenger RNA of Aegilops tauschii subsp. strangulata, 1211 nucleotides long. RefSeq lists its product as uncharacterized. NCBI's taxonomy places the organism in Eukaryota, Viridiplantae, Streptophyta, Magnoliopsida, Poales, Poaceae. The record is from RefSeq and is a predicted model, not a curated record.